This is a messenger RNA of Ornithodoros turicata, 1158 nucleotides long. RefSeq lists its product as uncharacterized. The record is from RefSeq and is a predicted model, not a curated record. The transcript is spliced from 3 exons. The coding region runs from base 58 to 1059 and encodes 333 amino acids. NCBI's taxonomy places the organism in Eukaryota, Metazoa, Arthropoda, Arachnida, Ixodida, Argasidae.
UGCGUGUAUGCGCUGCGCGAGUACUUCGUUUUUCAAUGGGGUAGCGCCGUGCCCGAUAUGAGGCCAGCGGCAGCGUCGCUGCUUCUCUGUUACCUGGUCGGGGAGGCCUCUCUGUUCGACUUUGACGAUCAGGAUUACACGGACGACACCUUGACCGCUCCAACGGCAACGACUACGCCGUCUCCCGUAGAGGAAGUGACGCACGCAGUACGUUCAGCCGUAACCUGUGACGACUACGAUUCAAGCACAAACACCUGCUGGUUCAGGCGUCAGGUAGGGGACACACUGACCCUAUGGUUGCGCGUCGCCAGGCCAGGAGUUCACCGCGUUUUGUGGCGUCGUCGCUAUCAGGGCCUCGAAAGGACCGAUGCCCUGGUCGUUGUACGUCCCGACAACGCCCCGUGGAACGUUGCUCUGGGCGGGGGCGGGGGAGAAUUGCGCAUCUCUCCCAUCACGGACACGGACCUGGACUCUAAUAGCUGGGAGGCAGCUGUGGGACUACUCAACGGGAGCUCUACAGUGGGUAACAUCACGUUUCGUAUCGUGGUCCUGGCCGUCGACCUUGGGCCUGUGUUCCGGGGAGACCAGAUCACGAUCAACAUGGAGGAUUUUCUGACGCUCCCACUGGAGUCCCUGCAGUUCAAGUGGGAACUUGAGGGUAACGACGCAUUGCCGAGCAACAUGCGGACGAGCCCCUCGGGACGCUCCCUGCGUAUCACUGCGCUACGUCGAAGUCAGAGUGGCAUCAUCUCGUGCUCCGUGUACUCAGAUACUGGGCUUUUCGUGGCACGCCGUCGGUUUAAGAUUCGAGAACCUCAAGAAGAGCCUCUUCCCGAGAUGCAGGGACGCUUUCAAAUGUACCGCCGUCGACGAAAACGAAACAAGCGUCGAGCGCGCCAUCGUCUGGAGACGAACGACGGCUCGUUGCUUAGCCAUUGUAACCGUCCCACUCAAUGCAGUCUUCAUGCUGUUUGUAAUAAGGAAACCAGCUACUGUGUUUGCGUUCGGGGUUACGUGGGAAACGGCCUUUUCUGCUGGGAGACAACACGCUCUUCGUAGUCCGCCAAAUUUGGCAGAAAAGAGCAGACGUGCUCCGGAAGCUGUAAAUAUCAGGAGCUUGGCGCUCUGAAAAACAUCUCUGUGCUGAGAAUUCUGCAG